Messenger RNA from Hippocampus comes (tiger tail seahorse), 537 nucleotides. Its product is annotated as complement C1q-like protein 3. Lineage: Eukaryota; Metazoa; Chordata; Actinopteri; Syngnathiformes; Syngnathidae. The transcript has a single exon. The annotation marks the transcript as partial. The record is from RefSeq and is a predicted model, not a curated record.
UUUCUCCCUCCCACCUAUUCUUAUUAUUGAGGUGGGGGGAGGAGAUGCGCCAUUCGGACGGAUGCCGCCGCAGCAGCGCGUAAAAAGCUGCGGAUUGUUUCCCAGCGCGCGUCCAAGGGCCACUCGUAAAAGUUUCCGAAGAACGCCCCGACUCGGCUUCUUCUCCUCCCGGCUAAAGCAGCACCGGCAAGCAGGCUGGAAGACCACCAGGCUCGCAGGACUCAGCCCCUCCGCAGGGCGCAGAUGAUCGCCACCGGCGUAUGCGGCGUGGCGCUCGUCCUGGUUUUGGUGGUGCUCAUCCCGGCCAUGGUCAACUCCGCCGGAACCCCCGCCCGCUCCGAAAUGCUCGGCGCCUGCCAAAUGGUGUGCGACCCCCACGGGACCACGGCCGUCACGGCGCCGGCCAAGGCGGCCGGUGAGCCGAUCAAAGAGAACCGCCUGAUGCAGUCGUUGCCUACCUUCAUCCAGGGUCCGCAAGGCGAGCCGGGUCGCGCGGGGAAGACGGGUCCGAGGGGCCCCCCGGGCGAGCCCGGACCG